Molecule: messenger RNA, 4335 nt
Organism: Carassius gibelio (silver crucian carp)
Lineage: Eukaryota; Metazoa; Chordata; Actinopteri; Cypriniformes; Cyprinidae
Product: calcium/calmodulin-dependent protein kinase type II subunit gamma
Exons: 22
Coding region: 186-1841 (551 amino acids)
Biological process (GO): protein phosphorylation
Cellular component (GO): neuron projection; cytoplasm
Molecular function (GO): calmodulin binding; ATP binding; calcium/calmodulin-dependent protein kinase activity
Source: RefSeq, a predicted model, not a curated record
GCGUUCUCUCUCCACCUCCGCCAACACACACACACACACACACCAUUUACCAUCACCUCUCUCUUCCUUCUCUCCACCUCCUCCUUUCUCUCUCUCUCUUACCCUUUGAGUGAGCGAGAGAUCUCCCAAACCCGAGCGAGGCGCUCCCGGAGACCCAGAGAGGCGAUAUCCUCGUGAAGCGCAACAUGGCUACAAUUGUAACCUCCACCAGGUUUACAGACGAAAACCAGCUGUACGAAGAGCUCGGAAAGGGUGCCUUUUCUAUUGUUCGGCGAUGUGUAAAGAAAUCAACCGGCCAGGAAUAUGCUGCUAAGAUCAUCAACACAAAAAAGCUGUCAGCACGAGAUCAUCAGAAGCUAGAAAGAGAGGCCAGGAUCUGCCGUCUGCUUAAACAUCCCAACAUAGUGCGUCUCCAUGACAGUAUCUCAGAAGAAGGCUUUCAUUACCUGGUCUUUGACCUCGUAACUGGUGGAGAGUUGUUUGAAGACAUCGUCGCAAGAGAAUAUUACAGUGAAGCAGAUGCAAGUCAUUGCAUCAAUCAGAUCCUGGAAAGCGUCAGCCACAUCCACCAGCAUGACAUUGUGCACAGGGACCUCAAGCCAGAGAACCUGCUGUUGGCCAGUAAGAUGAAGGGGGCGGCUGUGAAGUUGGCUGAUUUUGGCCUUGCCAUCGAGGUGCAGGGAGAUCAGCAGGCCUGGUUCGGUUUUGCAGGCACCCCUGGAUACCUCUCCCCUGAAGUCCUGAGAAAGGACCCCUAUGGAAAACCAGUGGAUAUCUGGGCUUGUGGUGUGAUCUUGUAUAUCCUGCUGGUGGGUUACCCUCCUUUCUGGGAUGAGGACCAGCACAAACUGUAUCAACAGAUCAAGGCUGGAGCCUAUGAUUUUCCCUCUCCAGAGUGGGACACUGUUACCCCGGAGGCCAAAAACCUCAUCAACCAGAUGUUGACUAUCAACCCAGCGAAGAGGAUCACGGCUGACCAAGCGCUCAAACAUCCGUGGGUCUGCCAACGCUCCACUGUCGCCUCCAUGAUGCAUCGUCAAGAAACUGUUGAAUGUCUGCGCAAGUUCAACGCCCGCAGAAAACUAAAGGGGGCUAUUUUGACCACCAUGCUGGUUUCCAGGAACUUCUCAGUGGGUCGGCAGCACACCAGCCCCGCCGCCCCCACCACCAGCACAGCUGCACUGGCACAAGAAGCAUGCAAAAGUUUACUGAACAAGAAGUCUGAUGGCGUGAAGAAAAGGAAGUCAAGCUCCAGUGUUUAUUUGAUGCCACAGACAAACAACAACAAAAACAGUGUAGUAAGCAGCAGCACCAAAGACAGCAGCAUAUCAUCCACUGCACCAAUGGAACCACAGACCACUGUCGUGCACAAUCCAGCCGAUGGCAUCAAGGGGUCUACAGAGAGCUGUAACACCACAGAAGAGGAGGACAUGAAAGCACGAAAGCAGGAGAUCAUUAAAAUCACCGAGCAGCUGAUUGAGGCCAUCAACAAUGGAGAUUUUGAAGCUUACACGAGGAUCUGUGACCCUGGCCUGACCUCGUUUGAGCCCGAGGCACUUGGAAACCUGGUUGAGGGAAUGGACUUCCAUAAGUUCUACUUUGAGAAUUUGCUGAGUAAGAACAGUAAGCCUGUGCAUACAACCAUCCUGAACCCUCACGUGCACCUGAUUGGAGAGGACGCUGCUUGCAUCGCCUAUAUCCGACUGACGCAGUACAUGGACAGCCAGGGCCGGCCACGCAGCAGCCAGUCGGAGGAGACCCGUGUGUGGCACCGCCGAGAGGCCAAGUGGCUCAACAUCCACUUCCACUGCUCUGGAGCGCCUGCCGCACCUCUACAGUGAACCACACAGGGCAAAGCAUGCCUGAAUAAUAAAGCUGAUUGGAGCAUUUCUUCUCCGUGCACGUCUUGCCGCCUGGAGCCCGGCCAGAAGAGAACCUCUUGAAGUUUUGAAAACGUGAGGGAAAAAAAUUGACACAACUAAGAAAUCUAUUUAAAAGUGGCCACCACUUCAGUCCAACUCUAGCUAGAUGUGGGGCGGGCGGCCACGGCAGCAGCCCUGCCUUUUGGAUGCUGCAUGCUUCUAAUGCCCACAUGGGGCGCUGUAUUGUCUUUACACAUAAUCCCAUAAUGUCUGCUGCCCAACAUUCAGAAAUGGUGUUCAAAGUAUUAAUAAUAUAUUGUAAAAUAUUGAGAUCUUCACUUGUGUAAUUAACAGCUGGUAGACAUGGACGUUAGAAUCAGAAAUGUGAAUCUUUGAAAAGCACACGCUGUUUUAAGGGUAAAUGGUGUGAGUUUGUUACGUUUAAGAAAAAGAAACAAAUCGGUUUUGAUUUUAUUUUUUACGCAAAGAAUGUGAUUGCAUGGCAUAUCAGAGGGAACGAAAAAUGUAUCAGAUGUUGAAGCAUAUUGAGAAGAGGAUGUUUUAAUGUUGCUUUUAUUUUCUUUGAAAUUAAGGAACGGGGUUGGGGAAGAUUUUGUUAGGCUUUCUGUCGUGUUUUUGUGGAUCUCUUGGUUUUUAUUUCCUGAAUGAUGCUGUAUUUGAAAGUAUUUUGUGUUUUCAAGAAUUGUUUUAAAGUGGGACACGAUUUAAUAUAGUUGUGCAUAAAUCAAUAUUUAUGAAGAUAAAGGGCGAAACAGUGUGUGGUGUUCCAAGGGAGAGAAGGGUGGGGAGAUGUGUUUGUCUACAUAUAAAUGUUUUUUCUUGGGUUUUGUAUAAAUCUUCUUUACACACACUUCCACAUGAGGCCUAAACUCAAGUUGGGUUGGUUUACUUGCCUCCCUGUAUGUUUGUACCCAUAACCUCCUGGCUCUCUGAACCUGAAGUUGCAGAACUCACAUAGAUUCGAGUUUAUGUCUCCUGGUCCCCAGGGGGCGCUAAACACUACACACAAUUUGCUCAUAGCCCCUGCCCUCCCUCACAGAGUUACUAAGCUCAACCUUUUAGGCUUCCAGCUGCUGUGCAUAUCAUUUUUAGACUAUACGCAUGUCGAGAAAAAAAAAAAAAAAAUGAAUGGCCUGUACUGUUUUUGCACAUAAGCUUGAGACUCUAUGCUGUUCUGUUCACUUUUUGUGGACUGUUUUGCAACUUCAGGUUAUGAAUUCCAUCCAUAGGGAGGGAUUUGAAUGGAAAUGACUUGAUGAAUGCAGUUCCAUGGUGUUUUGGGGUCCAUUUCGCGGUAGAAUCUUUUCUGAGUAUCUUGAUCAUUUUAUUUGAAUUAGUUCCAGUAUAACCUGUAAAUACUAAUGCAUAUCAUUGAUGCGGGAUGAAUCCAACGCUCAGCCAUUAGUCCUCAUCCAGAUGCACGUACACACACACAGGCUUUCAGUACACACAACUCACAUAGUUUAAAAAAGAAAAAUCUUGGUUUGGGUGUGUUAAAGCACAUGGACACAUUGUGCUCCCUUUAAAGCUUAUCUGUGUGAUUGCCAUACAUUGGAACACUGUUUGGACUGUGUUAUGUAGAUCCUGUGUGUGAUUUGUGAUGCCUGGGGAUUUAACAUUCCCCUUUUACUCUGUGCUAAGCCAUUUCUCGUGACAUUUACCUUUUGAGGAUGGGCCAAAAGUUGCACCCAACCCUAUAUGAUGUUCAAAAAAGGGAGGAAAGAGAGUACUCCUACCCUAAAGCCAUCUUGUUAGUGAGUUCACUUAUCCACAGAUGAAACCGUCUGACACAGUGACGUCUGCCAAACCUUCAUACUCCGUGCUCUGUUGCCCCCUGCUGAAAUCUUAUAACAGUGUGAUCAGCCCCAGUCUCUGGCAACUUCUAUCACUCAUAUAUAUAUUAGUGUAUCCUCUCAGAUAUGAGAAUGUCCUUGUUUAAAAAAGUGCAGUUUAGUCAGUCAAACAUCCAUAAAAAAUGUAAAUGGCAAAGAAAUGUUUCCAGAUGCAGGAGAUUGUAGUUUUUGUAUUUGUUAUGACUGUUAAAUGGACACAAACGCCUUUGUAUGCGAAGUGAAUAAUUCCUGAACAAAAUAAUUCCCACAACCAAACCAUAUAUGCAGUUCAGCAGAAGGAAAAUAUGCAUGUGUAACUUUCUGGUAAUAAUUUUCACUGUCUGUGUUACUUAAAAUUUAAUUGUGUAUAUUACCUGCAUCUUCAAGGUAAAUGAAAUGUGGCUCUGAGAUAUGGUUUCCAAUGCUAAAAUGAAAUGCUAAUUUUGUAAAGAAAUGGACUAAAAGAAAUUAACAAUGCUUUAGCUUGGUAUGUUUCCCCAUUCUUGUCAGUUUUUUGCAUUGUAACCAUAUAUGAUGGGACUACAUAUGCUUAUGAGGUUUAAUUGGAUGCUGGAUUUUUGCAUGACCAUACAAUUAAUAAACCUAUGAAUUGAAAUCCA